AUAUUUUCAUCAAACAGAUACGCGCUGUUGGGGGCCAGCGGAUGUGGCAAGACAACCCUGUUGUCCUGUAUCGUCGGAUUACGUUAUCUCGACAGUGGAGCGGUGUGUGUCUUGGGGGGAUCUCCGGGCAGUAUGGGCUGCGGAAUUCCAGGGCCUCGGGUGGGUUAUAUGCUGCAGGAUACCUCUUUAGUCGAACAAUUUUCUACGAGCGAUGCUCUUUAUUACUUCGGCAGGAUCAAUGGGCUUGACGAUAAAGAGAUCGAAACGAGACAUAGGUUUUUCUCGGAAUUGUUCCAACUGCCUCCAGCAAAUCAGUUGGUGAAGAACAUGAGUGGAGGUCAACGAAGGAGGGUUUCCUUUGUCGCAGCAUUGAUGCAUAAGCCCGAACUUCUAAUUCUCGAUGAACCCACCGUAGGUUUGGACCCAAUUUUGAGAGAAAAGCAAGUAGAAUUGGCUCCUUUUUUUUAG
Molecule: messenger RNA, 468 nt
Organism: Vollenhovia emeryi
Lineage: Eukaryota; Metazoa; Arthropoda; Insecta; Hymenoptera; Formicidae
Product: ABC transporter G family member 23-like
Exons: 2
Coding region: 133-468 (111 amino acids)
Molecular function (GO): ATP binding; ATP hydrolysis activity
Source: RefSeq, a predicted model, not a curated record